GUGAUGGCGGACGAAGAUGAUGUACGUGCUCUCACAGAAGAAGAGAAGAUAAAACUUGAAGAUGAUAGCAAGAUUGUAUCAAAAUUUAAACAGAAUAAGCUAGAAAAAGAAGCCCAAAAAAAUUGGGAUUUAUUUUAUAAAAGAAACGCUACAAACUUUUUCAAAGAUAGACACUGGACUACUGCAGAAUUCAAAGAGCUGUUAUGUGAAAGUAGAAAUGGUGAGUCAGAUUUUGUUACAAGCAAAAUUUUAUUGGAGGCUGGAUGUGGUGUUGGAAAUCUCUUCUAUCCAUUACUUGAGGAAAUCCCAAAUCUCUUCAUUCAUGCAUGCGAUUUUUCAAAAAGAGCCAUUGAUUUUGUGAAGGAACAUCCUGCUUUUAGUGAAGAAAAAGUAAAUGCCUUCCAUUGUGACCUAACAGUGGAUGCCUUAGAGUCACAUGUGCCAAAAUGUAGUGUGGACAUUGCAACUUUGGUGUUUGUCCUGUCUGCUGUCCAUCCAGAUAAAAUGUUGAUUGUUCUUCAAAAUGUAAUACAGGUUCUCAAACCAGGUGGAUUGCUGUUCUUUCGCGAUUAUGGGUUGUAUGACCAUGCUAUGUUAAGAUUUAGUCCUGCAAACAAACUCUCAGAUAACUUUUAUGUCAGACAAGAUGGCACUAGAGCUUACUAUUUUUCAAAAGAUCUUGUUGAAACACUCUUCCAUCAAGCUGGAUUUGAAACAUUAGUCAAUGAUUAUGCUCACAGGAGGACUGUUAAUAAAAAGGAAGGAGUUGAUGUACCAAGGAUAUUUGUACAAGCUAAAUUUAGAAAACCAGGAAAGCCUGGAUGAGGUAUUUAUUUGACUCUUCUCACUGGAAAAUAUUAAAAUGAGCUUUCCUAACCA
Messenger RNA from Pocillopora damicornis (cauliflower coral), 879 nucleotides. Its product is annotated as tRNA N(3)-cytidine methyltransferase METTL6. NCBI's taxonomy places the organism in Eukaryota, Metazoa, Cnidaria, Anthozoa, Scleractinia, Pocilloporidae. The record is from RefSeq and is a predicted model, not a curated record.